Alternaria alternata is the source of this 1379-nucleotide messenger RNA. RefSeq lists its product as hypothetical. The record is from RefSeq and is a predicted model, not a curated record. Lineage: Eukaryota; Fungi; Ascomycota; Dothideomycetes; Pleosporales; Pleosporaceae. The transcript has a single exon. Bases 97 to 1095 code for a protein of 332 amino acids.
CCGUAACAUCUUUGCCUUCGCACCACAAACAACAGUCACAUUGUCUCUUGUUGCUUAUCGGGUUCGAGGAACAGUAAGGGCUGUACCACCGGCGGCAUGGACUGUACCAAAGCUUCUUCCCAGCCGUGGGGCGUCACCGCUACCAAUGACAUCUUCCCUGCCAACGAAGCUCUCAGUUGGUCUUUCAGGAUCUCCAAGUUGCAAUCCGAGAAGGAAGUCCUAGAAGACGGUCUUGCCAAUUGUGUUACAUAUCUACAAGUUCUGCGCAAGAAGCAAGCUCGAACUGAACGACGAUUGGUCACAGACUCCUCAUUAUCCCGGAAGAAGAGAAAGAAAACCCAACAGGGCAAGCGUGAAUUGGAGAAAGAGAUCAAGCACAGAGAACGAGACGAGCAGGCUUUCCUCAACAAUCUCCAGGCUUGUAAAGCAAAUAUUUACAUGGCCGAGACUAUCUCAAUGCCGUCUACAGCCAUCUCAUCAACGAUGCCGGACAUUGCUUCCAUUUCGAUGCAAUGCUCGUAUCCAGUAGAUGUGCAAACUGAGCCUACCGAGAUGAGCUGGAACGGCUGGACAGAUGACACGGUACUCUCGCCCUUCGAAAAGGAGAGCAACAGCCCUCUCUUCGCAGACGAUGUCGCUCCGGACGAACGUUUGGAGAUUGGUAAUGUUGGCAAUGUUGGUGUGACGAUGCUUGAGAACUUCAGGGAGUCUUUUCCUGUUCCGCCCUUGGAGAAUAUCAAGGCUAGACAGCAGGUGUUGGCUAACACACAAACGCACGCCUUGUUGAGCGCCGAGGCUGCAAUCUUUCAACCUCAGCAUAUAUACAUGAGUCAGCGGGUUGCUGUCGAUCAACAAUUAGCCCAACUCCAUCUCUCUUCUUCGAUGGCGAUCACGACUUUGAAGAUAAAGGCGCUGGAGCUUCUGGAAAGACGCAUUGUUAGUGACGCGGGCAUUGGUCCAGUGCGACGACAGAGUUCACUUGCGGAUAUUGAUGAGGAGCCUGAAAUCCAGACUGGGGCCAACUGGACAACACAGCAAAAGCCGAGCAAGUUCACUAUAGGCAAAAAUCUUAGGAUUAGGACAAGCUCUCUAUGAUGAGAGAACACGGUGGCAUGUCAGGCAGACGUCUCAUAAUACCCCACGGCACUUAGUCGUAUUGGUAGAGUCCCACCCUCAUUGGCGCGUUGUGUACACUCGAUCCGCAUUUUUCCAUGUCGUUCGAUCGCUCUCGAUCACACCUGUUUGAGUUUCAGCCUGGCGGCAGGCAGCGUGGGCGAAGGAAUGGGCGGGCAAACAUGGUGCAAGGAAGACGCAGUGUUUAGUCGUUGGGGCGCAGGAUGCAAGGAAGCUGCGUCCUGUUGCAACGUAGUGUUGAAAAU